AAAAGAAAAAGAAAAAAAAGAAGGAGAAGAAGAAGAAGAGAGAGAAGAGUAAAGUGAGAUCUUCACUCGGCGGCGCCACCGAUCGAGCUCGCCAUGGCCACGUCUCUGCUGAUGGCGGCGCUGAGCAAGCGCCGCACCUGGGUCUGCUUCUUCCUGCUCGUCUACGCCCUCCUCCUCUCCUUCUCGUGGUCGCUCCUCGUCUCCAUCCGCUCCUGGUACGCCGCCGCCCCGGCCGACUCCCCCUGGCCCGCCCUCUACGCCUCCGUCCUCUACGGCGCCGUAUUCGGCCUCCUCUCCAUGGGCGCCGCUCUCGCCGUCGCCAUCCCCGCUACGCUCGUCACCUGGAUCACCGUCCUCGUCCUGCUCGCCUUCGCCGGGAAGCCCCGACGGGCCCUCGUCAUGGAGGGCCGCCGCGUCACCGCCGACAUCUCCUCCGUCGCCGUCAAGAUCCUCCUCCGCGAGGGCAAUCUCGUCGCCGGCGUCUGCGCCGCCGCCAGCUUCUUCGCCCUCCUCCACAACCACAACCACAACAACAGCAGCAGAGGCCCCUCCGCCGCAGCAGAUCACCACCUAUAGAUUUGAACCGCAGGCAGCUCUCCGUUUUGCUGUAUUUUUCACUUCUUUGCCUUGCUGUUUCUUCACUGUUGACUAAUUUCCCCCAAAGAUGAACACACGCAGAGUCAACGCUUUGACCUGAUCUAUCUAUCAAUCUAUCACUUAGCAUCGCUAGAUUCUAACUGUUCCAACAUGAAAGGAGUUCAAAAUAGAGUGAUCUACAAUUCGAAUGUCGCAUGAAAUUAACUGUAAUUGGUGAAUUCUGUUGAAUGAAGAUUUUGUAGGAGAGACGGUUGCUCAGAGGUUGUCGCAGAGAAUAUACUAUGC
This is a messenger RNA of Zingiber officinale, 882 nucleotides long. RefSeq lists its product as uncharacterized. The record is from RefSeq and is a predicted model, not a curated record. NCBI's taxonomy places the organism in Eukaryota, Viridiplantae, Streptophyta, Magnoliopsida, Zingiberales, Zingiberaceae. The transcript has a single exon. Bases 94 to 576 code for a protein of 160 amino acids.